AUGACGGGAAACUUUUUUUUCUUUUGGCCUGGCUCCAAGCUGCCAGACUCGCCCAUUCAACCUGGAAUUGAAGGAUCCCACUCGGCGUGGGGACUGCGGGUGAAUCUUGCAAAUGACUCCGGUGCGGGCUCCCAAUGUCUACGUGUCCCCGAUCCCCCGGGUGACGAGAGCCGUCGCCCCCAGGUGCCAGCUUGCAUGCACGCUUCAGUCCCUGACUCCCUUCCUCCCCUCCGAACAUCGCCAUAUCCGUCCGAGCCGAGGUGUCUCCGCCGACAACUUGACGUUCGCAUUGAAUCACUAACAAUAGCUGAUAGCUCCACUCGCCAUAUGUUCCUACCUAAAUUCAUCAUGGCUUUCGUAUUCCCACGAGUAUUAGGUGCAGCAAUAAUGUUUUUCAGAAACAACCAAGUACUUCACGACUGA
Colletotrichum paranaense is the source of this 423-nucleotide messenger RNA. RefSeq lists its product as uncharacterized. The coding region runs from base 1 to 423 and encodes 140 amino acids. The transcript has 2 exons. NCBI's taxonomy places the organism in Eukaryota, Fungi, Ascomycota, Sordariomycetes, Glomerellales, Glomerellaceae. The record is from RefSeq and is a predicted model, not a curated record.